AAAAUAAAUAACUUAUACUAAGAUUUAACAGUCAACUGGGACUCUCUUGAGUUAUUAUAUAAUCGAAGCUUAAUUACAAGAAGACUAGUCAUUAUUGUUCACUCACAUUUUUGCAGUUCACAAAGCUCAGGUAACCAUUUAUCAGUUGGGUUGUAGCAUUCUGUUUUCUUGAAAUUUGGUAGCUUUUUGGGUGGUGGAUUUGAAGAAUGAGGCUCUUGAAAGAAGAAGGAGCAUCAUGCAGCACUGACCAAGCAAGACCAAUUCACCCUGCCCUUGACCUGAUUUCAGCUGUGAAAGGUCUACAUGGUCUCAGCUCUCAGGAGCUAAGCAGGCUUAUAAGAGAAGCUGAAAACAAUAUCCUUCAACACUUAACUGAAAAUGGGUUAAACAUACAGAUUGAUGUGGAAAAACUUGCAAGAUAUCUUGCUUUGCACCUUAUUGCGGUAAUUUUGGCAUCGGAAGCAAAUGCAAGCUUACUAAAAUACUUGCUAUCUGGGUUUCAACUGUUGCACUCCUUGAGUGAUCUAGCAUCACGCCAUCCAAAAAUAGAACAGAUAUUGCUUGAUGAUGUGAAAGUAUCAGAACAGCUGCUUGAUCUCGUCUUCUAUUCUCUUGUUAUUCUCUGUACUUACAGUAAGGUUUCUAAUGAUAUGGUUCUUUUGCAUUCCACACUGGUUGCUUCCAGUCUGUACUUAUUGACUGUCUGUAUGUCUUCACAAUGGCAUGAUCUUACUCUAGUUUUGCUUGGAUAUCGCAAGGUAGAUGUACUCAUGGAUGCUGCCUUUGCUGCUGUUACUGCUGAUACUAAAAUUUUGCGGAGGAGUUUAUCGGCUGAUCAUGCUCAUUCCCAGCAGGAAUAUGGUCUUAAAGCUGAAGAAACUUUAAACCAUCUCUGCCAGCAGUGUGAGGCUUCUGUACAGUUUCUUCAGUCACUAUGUCAGCAGAAAUCAUUUCGGGAGCGUCUUGUUAAGAAUAAGGAGUUGAGUAGCAAAGGCGGAGUUCUUUUGUUGGCACGAGCUGUCAUGCGCUUAGAUGUAUCUCCCGUAGUUACAGUAUCCUCCUCAAUUGUUGCAGCUGUAUCAAGACUGAAAUCUAAAGUAUUAUCUAUUUUAUUGAAUCUUUGUGAAGCAGAGAGCCUAUCUUAUUUGGAUGAAGUUGCAAGUACUCCUGCAAGCCUUAAUUUAGCAAAGUCUAUUGCUCUCGAGGUUCUUAAUUUACUGAAGAAAAUGUUUGGAAUGGAUUUCCAACAAUCUGUCGCUCCAUCUGACAAAAAUUAUCCAAAAGGACAGUUACAACUCAAUGCAAUGCGGCUAGCUGACAUCUUCUCUGACGACUCAAAUUUUCGGUCAUUCAUCACCACUCACUUUACUGAAGUUUUGACGGAAAUCUUUUCUGUCGCGCAUGGAGAGUUCCUUUCUACUUGGUGCUCAUCCGACCUUCCAAUACGUGAAGAAGAUGCUACUUUAGAAUAUGAUCCUUUUGCAGCAGCUGGAUGGGUAUUGGAUUUGUUUCCAUUUUCUGAUCAGUUAAAUGCUAUGAGCACAGAGUCAACUUUUGUUCCUUCCAAUGUACCUCGACUGUCUUAUCCACAUCAAAGAACAUCGUUGUUGGUCAAAGUAUUAGCAAAUCUACACUGUUUUGUUCCUGAUAUCUGCAAGGAGGAGAAGGAUCUUUUUCUUAACAAGUUCGUUCAGUGUUUGAGAACAAAAGUUUCCGAAACCUCAGAAGGGUUUAAAUCCAUUAUUGAUCCUCAAAAAGCAGCUACCGUUAGCCGAAACCUUGGUUCCCUGUUAAGUCAUGCAGAGUCUCUGAUACCUACUUUUCUGAAUGAGGAGGACGUGCAGCUCUUAAGGGUGUUCAUCACAGAGUUGGAAUCUCUGAUUACUCCCCGUGCAUUCGGAGAAAAUCGAGUUCAAGAGGCUCAGAAUCUGGGGGGAUGCUUGUCCCCUCAAUUCAGGGAAGUAGCCCUGGAUCUUAACAACAGAAGUGCAAACUCAAGAGAGGACAUAUUGGAUAAUUCGUCUCUGCAAAGAUUGAACCAACUGAAUUCCAGGAUCAAAGGUGAAAGUCAAUCAGCUGAGGGUGGGACAAAAGGUGAAAUGACAGAACAAGAAAAAUUUAUAGCUACAUCUAUAGCUAUCAAAGAUGUUGAGACUCAGCAUAUGGAAACUAGUGGGUCCGAUUCCAGCUCCACACGAAGUAGGCACCCGACAGAUCAAGCUGGGAAAGUUGAUCAGAUAAAUUGCAAUGGUCCUGGAGAGGUUAGAGAGGAUGAAAUGGUUGGAGCUGCACAGAAUGAAGAGAAGCAACAAAGAAAGAGAAAGAGAACUAUAAUGAACGAUAAACAGAUAUCACUUAUAGAGAAUGCCCUUGUGAAUGAACCUGAUAUGCAGCGAAAGAAAGCUUUAUUAGAAUAUUGGUCUGAAGAAUUAAGUGUUCAUGGAUCAGAGGUUACAAAGUCGCAGCUCAAGAAUUGGCUAAAUAAUAGGAAAGCGAGGCUAGCUCGUGCUGCUAAGGAUGGUCGUAUGCUGUCUGAAGGGGAUAAUCCAGACAAACAAGGUGGGUCGCUCAUGCUGCCUCCCUGUGACUCACCUGGCAGUCCUGUCGAGGAUGUUGGUGUCCUCUCUGCUGCUAGAGAAAAUGCACAGAGGGUAACUGGCCCCUCAACGAGCACUUGUUUUACAGAAAACCCAGCCGCUGUGCCUGUAGCUUCAACAGAACCAGCAAAGUGUAUGGCAGGGCAGUACGUUGCGCUUGUAAAUGAGAAUGCAGAAGAGAUUGGAAGAGGAAAGGUUUGUCAAGUCAGUGGCAAGUGGUAUCAAAGGGACCUGGAGGAGCUAGGGACGUGUGUUGUGGAUGUUAUUGAUCUCAAGGUCGAGAGGUCUGCUGAGCUUCCUUACCCAUCAGACCUGACUGGAACGUCAUUUGAUCAGGCUGAAAGAAAAUUUGGUUUCAUGCGAGUCUUGUGGCAGUCCAACAAACUAUUUGUGUUGCCUGCUCGGUGAAUCAAAAGCAGCUCAGUUCCGGUUGCAGAUUGAUAAUUCCUGAGGAAAAUUCGAGGUGCACAUGUUGGGCGGUCCUGUGAAGAUUAUGCAAGGCCUUCCAUUAUAAUUUCUGGUGCUGUCAAUGAGCAGGCUAUUUAUAGCUGAUGCCUGAACUGGAAAGCUAUCCAGUUCUCUGAAAUCUUGUUGGAACAGCCAGAUUUCUCGGGAUAGUCCCCGCCCAACCAUGCAUGGUGCACGCCUUGAUCUUCUGCAGAAAGCAUGCCCAGAUUCUGAAAGACAAGUCUCAGUCAUUUGCUCCCUGUACAUUGUGGAGGUUUAGGAUGUACAAGAUUACUUUUCUCAUGCAACAUCCUGUAUAACGUACGAAAGUAAAUUUGAAAAAUGAGAUAUGAUUGGUCACAUAAUUUGACCUUACAAAACAGUGUUUAUUUGUUUCUUUUCUCUAGUUUGAAUUGCUUAUCAAUGUGAAGUUUACUGUUGGUCAGUUGUACCAAGCACUGCAAUGCACUGUAUAUUGUUCAGGCAGUUGAUGCUUUCUUAUUGAUUGAAACCCAAAUAUUUGAA
This is a messenger RNA of Lycium barbarum (goji berry), 3569 nucleotides long. RefSeq names its product nodulin homeobox. Gene Ontology annotation, molecular function: single-stranded DNA binding. The coding region runs from base 207 to 3005 and encodes 932 amino acids. Gene Ontology annotation, biological process: flower development. The transcript is spliced from 18 exons. The record is from RefSeq and is a predicted model, not a curated record. Lineage: Eukaryota; Viridiplantae; Streptophyta; Magnoliopsida; Solanales; Solanaceae.